CGGGUCUGGCGGCGGCGGGAGCGGGUCGGGCGCGAGCGGCGGGCUUCCGGGCGGCAUGGCGGCGCCGGCGGCGGCCGCGGGCGGGGACGUCUCGCUGCACAACUUCAGCGCGAGGCUGUGGGAGCAGCUCGUCCACUUCCACGUCAUGCGGCUGACGGACUCGCUCUUCCUGUGGGUGGGGGCCACGCCGCAGCUGCGCAAUCUCGCCGUGGCCAUGUGCACCCGCUACGACCCCAUCCCCGUGUCCACCGCCCUCCUCGGGGAUACGUCCGACACGACGUCUACUGGCCUCGCCCAGCGCUUAGCCAGGAAGACCAGCAAGCAGGUGUUUGUCAGCUACAACCUUCCAAACACCGACAGCAGCUUCGCAUUGCUGGUCGAAAACAGGAUCAAGGAGGAAAUGGAGGCCUUUCCGGAGAAGUUCUAGCCAAGGUGGCAGCGAGGACGCGGGACUCGUGCACAGGGACGUUUGAAUAAACGGAUUGGGUCUCCUGG
This is a messenger RNA of Hippopotamus amphibius kiboko, 495 nucleotides long. It is a transcript of the gene PSMG4, whose product is annotated as proteasome assembly chaperone 4. Gene Ontology annotation, biological process: proteasome assembly. Lineage: Eukaryota; Metazoa; Chordata; Mammalia; Artiodactyla; Hippopotamidae. The transcript has 3 exons. The record is from RefSeq and is a predicted model, not a curated record. The coding region runs from base 56 to 427 and encodes 123 amino acids.